This is a messenger RNA of Botrytis byssoidea, 1439 nucleotides long. RefSeq lists its product as uncharacterized. Lineage: Eukaryota; Fungi; Ascomycota; Leotiomycetes; Helotiales; Sclerotiniaceae. The coding region runs from base 311 to 778 and encodes 155 amino acids. The record is from RefSeq and is a predicted model, not a curated record. The transcript is spliced from 2 exons.
GGAUUAUUUUUGCUUUGAAGAUAUAAAAAUACUGACGACGACGACGUAAGGACCGAGUCAGUAUGAAUUUCCAUUUUCAUUUCAAACGGACAACAAUUCAUAUCGUCAUGAGAGCAGGUUAGGAAGCUGUCUGAUCCCGUGUCAAAAAUGACAUCAUGGCUUUAAACUGGGCAUGUUCGUAUUCACGUAUUCUCAUCGUACCUCAACUUACCACGAACGAAACUUUUCUUCUUCUCUUUAUAACCUCAAUUGUGUGCAAAUACUUGAAGCCUCGACUCCGUCAUAAAUAAAAAAAUAAAACACAAUCGCAAUGGGUUUAUUCGCCGCCAUACUCGGUCUCAUUGGCACUGGUCAAAUUGCCUUCACAGGAUACAAUCUCUACCUCUCCUCAAUUGCUAUCCCAAAGCUCCUCUCAUACGAAGAUAAAGCUGUAAAGGCUGCAAAAUAUUCAAACAUCGCCGAGGAGCAAUUGCUCAAGACGCGUACCACACAAGCUGCGAGUGUUGGAGCUCUCCUCCUAAGCUUUCUAACCGCCACUCCAUUUCUUCUCUCUCGCUAUAGCAGUAGCACGAUCUUUGCUCUCUCUGCAGUCAAUCUCGCAGUCUUACUUGUCACAAGAGAAUAUGUAGGAGAUUUUUGGAAGGGCAAAGCAAAAAUGCCGAUUCCAGGUACUGGAGACUUCAACGAUGCAAUUGGGUUGACGAAUGAAAUUAGAGCGAACCAAUUGUUUUUGGCAAUAAGCUGGGUGGCUUACGGAGUUGUGGGUUUGUUGGCAUAAACGGGACAAUGGGGAAACUGGAUGAGAUAGGAUGGGAUAGGAUGGGGUAAAAUAGGGUAGGAUCAAAAGGAGUUUGGAUGGUUGCAUAUAUAUGGACGGUGAGUGGCAUAUUAUGGGAGGUUCGAUCAUCAUUUCUACUGGAUGCAAUUAAUUAUUGCAUAUGGAACCUGGAAAUGGAAGUACAAAAUUUUACUGAUAUCGGUUCUCUGAGAAUUUCAAGAUUUCAGCGCACACAGUCUUUACAUUGAUGUGGAAGUGUCUGAUACUUUUCUGUUGCUCUAAAUAAUGGCUUCUCUCCAUUUUCGUGACACUUUGGGAAAAAUCCAGAGAACGAGCAAGGUCUCUUCCUGAUGAUAUCUGCAAAAGUUCGUUGAUAUCCGCGGCCAUAUCUGGUGGAUGUAGUCUUUGGAGGUCUAGAACUUUCCUGUAUCGGUAUAUCCAUGAAUGAGAUUCUAGUAGAAGGCAUUGCCUAUUUCCUGCGCACUUUUAUAUCUCUAUAUUUAACUCACGUCUUUCGUGUGGAGAGCCGGGAAGUUGAGAAAUACAAGCUACUCAGUCCUACAUAUACUUCCCUUCGAUGACCUUUGUUAUGUCAAUUUGUUCAUGUACGAAAGCUUUAGUCUCUAAAUGUUUCUAUAGGCAACGGAAGAUGAAUUGUAUA